Messenger RNA from Osmia bicornis bicornis, 4785 nucleotides. RefSeq lists its product as uncharacterized. NCBI's taxonomy places the organism in Eukaryota, Metazoa, Arthropoda, Insecta, Hymenoptera, Megachilidae. Gene Ontology annotation, molecular function: nucleic acid binding. The transcript is spliced from 3 exons. Gene Ontology annotation, biological process: DNA integration. The record is from RefSeq and is a predicted model, not a curated record. Bases 1 to 4785 code for a protein of 1594 amino acids.
AUGACUCCAGCUACCACCCGGAACCGGAUGAACAUGCUAAAAGAGGCAUACCAACAGUGCCAAGACCUGGACGCGAAAAUCGUCGCCAUGGCGGAUCUACAAGCCAGAUCAACUCUUCAGUACUUCGUCGACAACCAUUUCGAAAGAUGUGAGGAGUGCUAUCAGGAGUCCCUGGACUACAUGUCGGAGAUCCUGGAUAAGACAUCCUCGACCCAGGAGACAGCAUCCGAGAAAGGGAAUCUUCAACCAGUGAAGCUACGCUCGCAAUCGUUGCUGCCUCAAAUCCAGCUGCCGUCUUUCGAUGGAACCUUCGAACAAUGGGAGAGUUUCCGAGAUAAGUUUCAAUCUAUAGUAAUUAAUGAUAAUUCUUUGUCAAAUGUCGAGCGUUUGCAUUUUCUUUGUUCCGCUUUAACCGGCGACGCAAAAAAAGCGGUUAAUCAUUUACCUACCACCGAUGCAAAUUUCGAGGUCGCGUGGCAGUUAGUUAAAAAUAGAUACGAAAACAAACGCCGGUUACUUUCGACCUAUUUAAAUAAUUUGUUUUCGUUACCGCAAGUGACCUCUGAAUCUGCGAAAGAGCUCCGCAGUUUAGGCGAUCAGUUAAACGUUUCGAUACACGGUUUGAAAAAUUUGAAACGACCCGUCGAACAUUGGGACGACGUACUUGUUUUCCUCGGUACACAAAAACUUGACCGUUCCUCCCGAAAGGCGUGGGAGUUACAAUUCGGUGAUACAUCAGAAUUGUCUACUUAUGUCGAAUUCGACAAGUUUUUGGAGUCUCGAGUUCGGGCUUUAGAGUCAAUGUCGCCAAUAAAAACCGAUAAACCGGAAAACGUAACUGUUAAAUCAAAACCGAAAACAAUUUCAACGAACACGUCUACCGUGUCGCCAAUUAUAUGUCCUGCGCUUGAGCCAUCCGAACGGUUUAAAUUAAUUAAAUCCCAACGAAGAUGCGUUAAUUGUUUUUCCGCGAAGCAUGCGAAAGAACAAUGCCACAGUCAAAGAAGCUGUAAAGAAUGUAAACAGCGACAUCACACUCUGUUGCAUUUUCCGAUAAAACCGGAGCAGUCCAGCGUGAGUCAGUCAAAUCAGACGUCGGCUACCAAUCCGAAUUCAGAACUUGAAAUCAGCUCGAAUUCUGCGUCGCGAACGAAAACUAAUACCGGCAUUCUUCUUUCAACAGCUCGCAUCCGAGUGCACUCAUUGCAGGGUCGAACAGUACAAGCACGCGCAUUAUUGGAUCAAGGGUCAGUCGCAACUCUAAUAUCAGAGAACCUAGCCCAAAUUUUACGACUCCCGAGAAACAAACAAAAUACAUGCAUAACCGGAAUAGGAGGAAUACAGUCGUGGGCUAAUCACACCGCUCGCAUCACGAUUACUCCGUUGGUAAGAACCGAGCCUGUAUACUCGACAACUGCUAUUAUUUUGAAAACUUUAACACAAUACACUCCAAAACGACAUUCUUCCGUAACUAAUUGGAAUCAUAUUGCAGGACUUGAAUUGGCCGAUACAGACCCCAUGAGCUCAGAUCCGAUCGAUAUCGUUAUCGGUGCGGAUUUGUUUGGUCAAUUAUUAUUGGACGGAGUUCGGAAAGGUUCUACAAGUGAACCGAUCGCGCAAAAUACACACCUGGGAUGGAUCCUAUCUGGUCCUACGUCCACUCAUCCUCUUCCUUUCUUUAUAGAUGCCCAUCACGCUACGUUGUUAGAAAAUCUCGAUGCAGAUCUUCGCCGCUUCUGGGAAGUGGAAAAUAUCCCAACUCAAUCAGUGCUCUCACCUGAGGAAGAAAAAUGUGAAUUACACUUUCAAUCCUCUCAUACUCGUACGUCGGAAGGGCGUUACAUAGUUCGACUCCCGUUCAAGAGCGAACCCCCUAUAGAUUUAGGCGAAUCUCGUUUUGCCGCGAUGAAAACUCUUCUCUCUCUUGAAAGACGCUUUAAAAGCGACCAAGUAAAUACCGAAACUUAUAAAGAAUUCCUCUCAGAAUACGAAGCCUUAGGCCAUAUGGAAAGGGUUCCAACCGUCCCGGUUCAAACAACCAACCAAAUUUAUUAUAUUCCUCAUCACGCAGUUCUUCGCGAAAGUAGUUCGACAACUCGUCUUCGCGUCCUGGCAGUGGACGAAGGUCAUCAAUAUCCUCUAGCUCUUCCAGUAUUAAAGGAUCAAACUUAUGUCGACGACUGUCUCUUCGGAGCAGACGACAAAGAUCUCUUGCGAACAAUCCGCGACCAGACCAUAAACCUGUUAAACAAAGGCGGCUUUCGUUUACGAAAAUGGGCCAGUAAUGAUCCAACUCUGUUAAUUGAUAUCGAUCCGCGCGAUCACGGUCUUGCGAAAAAUAAACUCCUUAAGAUCGAGGAGACCUGCUCAGUUUUAGGCUUAGAAUGGAAUCCAGUGCUCGAUCACUUUCAAUUUCGAGUUACCAUUUCUUCGAAUUUUGCCAAUACGAAACGAACAAUUCUCUCUCAAAUUGCAAAACUUUUCGACCCGAUGGGGUUGUUAACUCCAGUCGUUAUACCCGCGAAAGUGUUUAUGCAAAAAUUAUGGUCACUCCAAUAUGAUUGGGAUGACAUUCUUCCUAACGAUGUUCUCCUAGAAUGGCAAGAUUACUACACUCAUUUACCAGAUUUAAAUAAGAUCACGAUUCCUCGCAAAAUAGCCAAUGGCAUCGCGCUACAUCAGGAAAUCCACGGAUUCGCCGAUGCAUCCACUAAAGCCUACGCAGCUUCGGUUUAUAUAAAAAGCGUCCUCCCAGAUGACAAUGUCUUCGUGGCGCUUCUCGUUGCAAAAUCACGAGUAGCUCCCGUUAAAACAUUAAGCAUACCGAGAUUAGAAUUAUGUGCAGCGGCAUUGUUGGCACGUCUUGUCGUUUUUGUGGAAAAUUCCUUGUCGCUCAUCCAUCACAAUGUCCACUGUUGGACUGAUUCAAGCAUCACUCUCGCCUGGCUUAGCCAACCUCCGACUCGUUGGAAGACUUUUGUCGCCAAUCGAGUGUCGAAAAUUCAGUCUCUUUUACCGAAAGCGCAGUGGCAUCAUGUUCCAACAAAUAGCAAUCCUGCUGAUUGUGCAACCCGCGGUCUAACGCCAUCGGAAUUAAAAAUCCAUUCCAUAUGGUGGUCAGGACCUUCAUGGUUAAAACAAGGCGAAGAACGUUGGCCAAAAUCCAAUAUCAGAAUAGUCGAUUCGCAUGAGGAGGAGAAAAUUCCAAAAUUAUUGUCUGCAGUUUCGACUACGGAUCCCUGGGAUUUACCAACGCGAUACUCAUCCUGGUCGAAACUACUUCGAGUGACGGCUUACAUACUUCGUUUUACUUCUAACCUUCGCUUCCGACAUACGAAUAAAAUUAAAUUACAACUCACCAUUAAGUCACUAAUAGCAGUGCCUCCUCUUCAACCCGACGAGAUUCAGAGAGCAAAAUUCCUUUGGUUGAGAAGAAUGCAAUCCGAGCUAUUUCCGGAUGAGCUUAGUAGUCUGUCUGCGAAAAAGACUCUUCUAAAAUCCAGCAAGUUACUUUCUCUUAACCCUAUCCUAGACCAAGACGGGCUUAUUAGGGCGAAAGGGCGACUUGCACACUCGCUAUUUCCUGAAAACACAAAGAAACCUAUUAUCCUACGCUCCCAUCCACUACUAUCAUUGAUAAUAAAUCAUACGCACGUAAUCCAUCUGCACGCAGGUUCGCAACUCACUCUUGCCUGUUUGCGACCUGAGUACUGGAUCUUGCGAGCACGCACCACGAUACGAUCCGUUUUACAUAGGUGCGUACCAUGCGCUCGUCAUCGCGCAUCCGUUCCGUCUGAGCUCAUGGGAGAUUUACCGGCAUCCAGAGUCACUGCGGUAGAAAGACCAUUCAUAAAUACAGGUGUCGACUACGCAGGCCCGAUUCACGUUCGUACUACAUCGGGACGAGGACACAAAUCGCACAAAGCUUACAUUGCAGUUUUUGUUUGUAUGGCAACAAAGGCCGUCUAUUUAGAUCUCGUAAGCGACUAUACAUCAGCCGCAUUCCUAGCAGCUUAUACGAGAUUUGUGUCCCGACGCGGAAUUCCAAAAUCCAUGUAUUCAGACAAUGGAACGACCUUUCAAGGAGCAAACAAGGAACUGAGAAAAGCUCACCGAGAAUCUCUACGAGAUACCAAUCUCCAUAAUAAGCUCGCCGUGGAUGGGGUCGCUUGGCACUUUUUACGCCCAUCAGCACCUCAUUUUGGAGGGUUGUGGGAGGCAGCGGUGAAAAGUGUUAAGCACCAUUUACGCCGAUCCAUCGGUACUCAUACACUCUCCUUUGAGGAAUUAACCACAGUACUGUGUCGUAUCGAAGCCGCAUUAAAUUCUCGUCCGCUCGUCGCCAUGUCUGAUUGCAUCGAUGAUUAUAACGCACUUACACCAGGUCAUUUCUUGAUUGGAUCGGCCUUAACCUCAAUUCCGGAACCAAGCGUACUACAAUUAAAAGAAAACCGACUGUCACGUUGGCAGUUAAUCCAGCGAAUAACGGAAACCUUUUGGAAAGCGUGGCAUACCGAAUACUUACAUACUCUUCAUCAACGUCCGAAGUGGAGAGUCGCGCAAAAUCUCACAAAAAUCGGUCAGCUUGUCCUCUUGCGAAAUGAAUGCACUCCACCAGCACAAUGGGAAUUAGCACGCAUAAUAGAUUGUCACCCCGGUACCGACGGGAUAAUUCGCGUCGUAACCAUUAAAACAGCGAACUCAACGUACAAGCGACCCAUUUCGAAAUUACGUUUCUUGCCGAUUGACAUUAAUGUCGAGUCUGACGCCCAACAAAGUUCUUGA